Messenger RNA from Melopsittacus undulatus (budgerigar), 1892 nucleotides. Its product is annotated as serine/threonine-protein kinase Nek10-like. The transcript has 15 exons. Lineage: Eukaryota; Metazoa; Chordata; Aves; Psittaciformes; Psittaculidae. The record is from RefSeq and is a predicted model, not a curated record. Gene Ontology annotation, biological process: regulation of cell cycle G2/M phase transition; protein phosphorylation; positive regulation of MAP kinase activity. Gene Ontology annotation, molecular function: protein serine/threonine kinase activity; ATP binding.
AUGGGCCCUGAAGUUGUAAAGAGUGAGCUGUAUGGAGAGAAGGCUGAUGUCUGGGCUGCAGGAUGCAUCCUUUAUCAGAUGGCAACUCUGAACCCCCCAUUUUACAGCACCAAUAUGCUCUCCUUGGCAACUAAGAUAGUAGGAGCUGUGUAUGAACCUGUACCAGAAGGACUGUACUCAGAAAAAGUGUCAUUUAUCAUAAAGAGAUGCUUGACUCCAGAUGCAGAGGCACGUCCAGACAUAGUGGAAGUUAGCUCACUGCUGUCUGAUGUGAUGAUGAAAUACCUGGAUGUUUUAUCCACCUCUCACCUGAUGUUAGAGAAGAAACUGGAUCGGGAGAGGAGACGAACUCAGAGGUACUUCAUGGAGGCUAAUCGAAAUGCAGUAACCUAUCAGCAUCAGCUUUCCAUUUCAGCACAAAAAAAUUAUGAGAAGUUGAGUCUUCAUAGCAGCAGCAAUGGAGCCGCUCACUGCAGCAAAAGUGAAUUUUCAGAAAACACUGAUCUACCAGUUGAAAGAUGUCAGUCUGCAGAUGGAAAAGAUGAGGAAAGAACAUAUGAAGAAAUCCUAGUAGAGGAUCACAGCACUUCAGAGAACUCAGAGAAAGAUUCUUUGCUUUCAUUUUUUAUGGAUAUGGUCACUAAAUUAGAUGAUGAGCUGGACAUACAGAACAACUUAAGCAGCUCCUGUUCAAGUCAUGAGAAAGAGUCUGCUAUUAGUAUAAUGAAACGAAGUUUUAGUGCUUUGGAAAGACAACCUCAGAUUAGAGAUGAAACUGAAGGUCUGGGAUCAAGACGGCGACCAGCUAUACUGCCUGUUGAUCUGCUCUUGAGUGUGCCUUUGCUCACGUGCAGGAAUCACACUAAGAAAAUAGAGGAUUUGUUCAUGACUGGGUAGCAGUUCCAUGGUCUUCCAGCAAUUAAAUGAGCUGUCCUCCUGCUUUUACUGUUGUCAUCUACAGCAUCAGCAAGAAUUGCUGUAUCACAAAGGAAGGUGCGUCAGAUCAGUGACCCUGUUCAGCAGAUUCUUAUUCAGCUGCACAAAAUCAUCUUCAUCACUCAACUUCCUCCAGCUUUGCAAUACAACCUGAAAAGAAGAAUCAUUGAAAGAUUCAAGAAGUCCCUCUUCAGUCAGCAGAGCAAUCCUGGUAAUCUGAAAUCAGAAAUGAAAAAGCUGCUACAAGGUUCUCCUGAACUGAUUGAGCCUAACUUCUUCACAGCAGAUUGGCACAUGGUACCUCCCUCUUCAGGUGGAAAUGCAUUGCUCUCAGAUGAUAGAAAAGGUAUUGGUGUUUCUGAUGUAGCAGAAGGGAUGACAUAUGAACAGUUGCAGACUCUAAUUGAGGAGGUUCUAGAGGAAAGUGGUUAUUACAAUUUCUCUAACAGGUAUCUCUACUAUUCAAGGGGAACAAAGACCUGUCCCGCAAAAGAAGAAAACUUGUAAUUCUGAACAGAAGGUUCAGAACCAUUCCUAAUGAAAUCAACCUGCCUGUACUUCACCUGAGGCUAUCUGAUUACCAAAGGAACACGUUUGGCUCAUUAAAUAGCAUCCAGAUGGAAUACCAAUGUUGGGCAGCUUCAAGGGACCUUGAGUGAUAUUUCAGGAUGAUAUUCUUAACUUUUGAUCUGUUUACAAUAUAAGCACUUUACUGGGAACAUUGGGAAGGUUUAUACUAUAGGAGAAAAACUCUGUUCCCAACAGUACAUAUCUUCUAUUUUUGUUAAUAUUUUAAAAGAAUUGUUGCAUAGUCAUGUUUUCUGGAAUGAUAGUUGAAAGCCUGCAGCUUUAUUUAUAUCCAUGUAUGUGUUCUGUGGGAAGAAAAAGAGCUUUGUAAUAUGGCCAGACAGAAAAUAUCUUUAGGUUCACUGUACCAGAAUUAAAUGAAAAAACAU